AUGAAGGCUCUUAUUCUGAUCGCCGCUCUCCUUGGCGUAUCCAUUGCCACAGAUAAUAUUGACAUCAACAAUCAGGGAAACACUGGUUCCAAUGUCCACCAGACAGUCAACAUUGACAACCAUGAUAAUAUUGCCAAUGUGAACCAGUACAAUGGAUGGAACUCUUGGAAUUCAAUUUUUGACUACAACAGAGGUCUUUUUGCAGCCCGGCUCAUGUCUAAGAGAGCUUGUGUGGUUAGCAGGUUGAACAGACAGGCAGUUCCUAGCCUGGAGCAGCUAAGCAAAGCAAGUCAGGAGAAACAGAACCCAAAUGCUCCCCCUCCACGUUCCCUGACCUACACCGUUUCCCAGACUCGCGUUAAGAAUGUGGCACAAUUUGGUGGACACAUCAAUGCUCUCUGCAAAGGACUUCCCACUUUCUAUGCUACCGAGGUGCAAGGUGCUGGUCUGUUUGUCAACCUUCAUGGCUGUACUGAUCUCGGGAUACUGAGAUUUCUGGGCAUCUCUCUGUGUGGGAAUAUUGGAUGCUAA
Molecule: messenger RNA, 531 nt
Organism: Bombina bombina (fire-bellied toad)
Lineage: Eukaryota; Metazoa; Chordata; Amphibia; Anura; Bombinatoridae
Product: gastrokine-1-like
Exons: 6
Coding region: 1-531 (176 amino acids)
Biological process (GO): regulation of cell population proliferation
Source: RefSeq, a predicted model, not a curated record